AUGUCGCAACCUAAACCAGAGGUUGCCCUCAAGGGCGACUGCAGCGUCAUUUACAACGACACUCUCUAUUCAUACUCGGCUGCUGCAUUUCAAUCACUCAAGCUGGAGGAAGGGGCUAAAUGGAAGAAACUCCCAUCCGGCGAAAGUGCGGAUGGUGCAGUAUGUGUUGGCUCGACGCCGGCUGACGCAUCCCAAGCUGGUUUCUUCGUUGUGGGUGGUACAUCUGCCAAGGCCGACUACACCGGUCUUCAGAAAUUUACAUAUGCCUCAAAGACCUGGGAAACGCUCGCUCCCAACGCGGAUGUUCCCAACUUCGAUAACCACGUCACGAAAAACGUGAAGUGGCACAGUGCCACUUAUAUGGCCGCCAGCGAACAGAUCCUCAUGUUUGCUGGAUCUUACGACGGUGUCCAGUUUCCCUCUGCCUCCACCUACUCGAUCAAGACUACGGCCCCGUACAGAGUCUCUUCCUUUGACACUCUCAUUGCGCCCCCGGCUGUAGCACCAAUCCUGCUCCCGUGGUCAGAUACCCAAGCUAUCAUGGUUGGUGGAGGCGCCACCAAUACCAAGGUCGUUCUCUUCGACUUCACGACGAAAUGGAAUCCGACCGGUGCAAGCUUGGCCGCGCCCCUACAAGAUACCUCGGUCUUGAAGGCCAGUCUCAUGCGUGGCGAGGACAGCAGCGUUCACCUCUUCACCUUUGACGCAACAACAUCACCAACGACGGUCCGCCGCAUCAUGCUUUGGAAUGAGGUUGGAGCUCCUAUUGAGAACGCUGUCCCUGUCGAGGUAACUGGGCAGGCCGCGGCUCAUGCCAGGAGAGAGUUGACGGCUUCUACAUGGCCGCCAUACAACGCCACCCUGGCCCCUACCGCCAAGAGGACGGAUUACUCGUUGGCGACGACCAAGGAUGGCCUGGUGGUGUUGUCUGGCGGUAACGACAACGACGUGGUAGAGAUGUUUGAUUGCAAGCGUAAUGCCUGGAUGAAUGCGACAGACUUCUUGGUUGGUGAGCAGUUUGUGAUCAACUCAACACCCACGUUGAGCGCGACAUCAUCCACGGCAUCUUCAACGAGCACAUCGACGACAGGCUCUGCGACCAGCAGCCCCUCCAUGAUAGCGCCUGCUCAAGACAGCGCGACGCCGUCACCCACUGCCGCAGCUGCAUCAGCCGGCAGCGGCCUCGCUACGACCACAAUUCUCGGCAUUGUUUUGGGAAUCGUGUUUGGCCUGGCAUUUCUCUUGUUCUUGUUGCUGCUAUGUAUCAAGCGAGCCCGAGCACGACGCAGCCACGCCGAAGCCGGUCAUGCUCGACGGGCCAGCGGCUUCCCGCAAGAAAAGGACUAUUCGCGGUACAACACAGCCAAGGCAAGUGGUCCGUUCGUGCGUGGCCACCAGCAACAUGGCUCCGCCAACUCAUUUUCCUCUAUGGCUAUCCUUAUGGGCAAGGUGCAGAAGCCGGCAAUUCAACGGAAGCCCAGCAAUGACUCUCGCCGCAGCUCCGUUAGCAGCAUUUUCAACAAGCAGUUCAAGGCCACCAUUGGCAAGCCACAAUUGCAGCCCGGCCCGCAGAUUGGUUACGACGACAAGGAGAUGAGCGCGGUCACGGAGACCGUUCGGCCGAGGCCCCGAAACCAGCAGCAGGCCAAUGCGAAUGACGAUGAACUCAGACGCAGCUCUGGAUGGAACCGUUACUGGUCCGGCGGGAGUACUCUCAACGUCUUGGGGUUCGGCAGCAACAGCAAGCGCCAGACAGUGACGUCCGAUGGUUCACGAUAUUCUGAUAUGAACAGGAUGACCCAGGACUCGGCUACAGUCCCACCUCUCAAGGUGGAAGACCGGCCAUCGUUCUACAGCGUCAACACUGGCAGUCCCACAGUGUCUCAGUACAACCCACAGAUUCGGGAACACAUGUCGGGCAAGAUCGAGGAUCGACCAGUGUCUGCAGUGUCGGCAUUGUCGUCCUCUGGCUAUUCAAGCGGCAUUCCGGCAAGCAUCCGCGACUCGUGGGACGUGACCAACCCCAAGACGUGGACACAAGAUGACCGUGCUGCCAGUAGCAUGUACAGCCAGUACACGGUUCCUGUGCACAGCGGCUUCCAGCACACUCAGGCGCCACCAAUGCCAAAGUCGACGGGAAGCCGACCGCCGACAGGCCUGUCUCAGCAGCCGCAGCUUGCCGUGGCCGCUACAUCUUCCGACAUGAGCUGGUUGAACCUCGGCAACCAGAGCCGGAACAUCUGA
Microdochium trichocladiopsis is the source of this 2244-nucleotide messenger RNA. RefSeq lists its product as uncharacterized. Bases 1 to 2244 code for a protein of 747 amino acids. Lineage: Eukaryota; Fungi; Ascomycota; Sordariomycetes; Xylariales; Microdochiaceae. The record is from RefSeq and is a predicted model, not a curated record. Gene Ontology annotation, molecular function: protein binding. The transcript has a single exon.